Molecule: messenger RNA, 7977 nt
Organism: Vombatus ursinus (common wombat)
Lineage: Eukaryota; Metazoa; Chordata; Mammalia; Diprotodontia; Vombatidae
Gene: RLIM
Product: ring finger protein, LIM domain interacting
Exons: 6
Coding region: 365-2212 (615 amino acids)
Biological process (GO): protein ubiquitination; random inactivation of X chromosome; ubiquitin-dependent protein catabolic process
Cellular component (GO): cytoplasm; nucleoplasm
Molecular function (GO): ubiquitin protein ligase activity
Source: RefSeq, a predicted model, not a curated record
UCCGGCGGUUCCCUGGUAACAAUGGAGAAGGAAAUGGCUGCCUGAGCGACGUGCAAGGCAGCGGCUGUCCUCUCUCGCUGAGUCUCCCCAACUAGACAUAGACGCCUGUGGCAGGAGGCGAGGAAGGUCGCCGCAGGCCCUGCGAGGGAGGCGCGUCCCACCAACGACCCUUAGGCUUUGGGGAUUACUGAAAAGGAAAGAAAAGAUGAAAGUGUUACAGCGAUACAGUGAGUGAAGAAAGAAACAUGAAGAUUUUGGAGCUUGGAGAAAGAGGAGCAAAGUACACUGUGUUGUGGCUGUUGAAUGAUGCUUAAGUUACCUUGACCUCUUAUUAUCAAAGAUAAUUUUCCAUUCAUUCAUCACAAUGGAAAGCUCAGAUGCUAAUGAUAAAGGAAAUGUUGAUCAAUCUGAAGCCCAGCGUAGGCGGCAACUGGAUCGAUUGGAUCGGGAAGAAGCUUUCUACCACUUUGUAAAUAAUCUGAGUGAAGAAGAUUAUAGGCUUAUGAGGGAUAACAAUUUACUAGGUACCCCAGGUGAGAUUACUGAAGAAGAAUUAUUAAGAAGACUUCAUCAAAUUAAAGAAGGUCCCCCACAACAAAACAAUGAUGAGAAUAGAGAAUCAGCAGAUGAUGUCUCUAACAGCGAUUCCAUCAUAGACUGGCUUAAUUCAGUCCGACAGACUGGAAAUACAACCAGAAGCGGACAGAGAGGAAAUCAGUCUUGGCGAGCAGUGAGCAGGACUAAUCCGAACAGUGGUGAUUUCAGAUUCAGUUUGGAAAUCAACGUGAACCGUAAUGGGACCCCGAAUUCAGAGAAUGAAAAUGACCCGACUGCAGAACCGUCCAUUGGAGAAGAUAUAGAAAACAAUAGCCCAGCUGACGUGGAAACCUCAAGAGCUGAGUCGCCAUUUAUCAGGCAGCACGGACCCGAAAGGAACGUCCUGGAGGAAUUAACUGAAGAGGUGUCUCUUCCCAGAGGUCAGAGAAGGGCAAGAAGCAGAAGUCCAGAGCAACGGAGGAUCCGAGCGAGGACUGACAGAAGCAGAUCACCUUUGAUUUCAGUAACUGAGCUUCCCCGAAGAGGCCAUCACAAUGUCACAUCUCAGACUUUGGAGCAUUCUGUGGGAAAUGAGGCUGAGGGCAGUUCUAGAACCAGGCAGCAUGUGACAUUGAGACAACACAUGAUGGGCACCGAACUGUCAAAUGAAAAUGCCAUUUCAUUUUCAACUUCUGACAUGAGAAAUAUCCCUCAGGCAUCAGGUUCUUCAGAAACCAGUGGGAGUAGUGAACCUCUAGCUCCUGGACAGAGACCUCCAACUAUAGUCCUUGAUCUUCAAGUGAGAAGAGUUCGUCCUGGGGAAUAUAGACAGAGAGACAGCAUAGCUAGUAGAACUCGGUCAAGAUCUCAGUCGACAAAUAACACGGUCACUUACGAAAGUGAACGUGGAGGGUUCAGGCGCACAUUUUCACGUUCAGAGAGAGCAGGAGUAAGAACUUAUGUGAGCACUAUCAGAAUUCCUAUCCGUAGAAUCUUAAAUACAGGUUUAAGUGAGACUACUUCAGUUGCCAUUCAGACAAUGUUAAGGCAGAUAAUGACUGGUUUUGGUGAAUUAAGCUACUUCAUGUACAGUGAUAGUGAUACAGACCCCAGUGGCCCAUCCUUAAGUCCAAGUCUCGAAGACCCAGAACUUCAGAAUGCAGGCUUGGGUAGUAGCAGUAGUGGAGGUGGCAUUAGUGCUAGUACUAGUGCUGGCGGAGGUGCCAGUAGCAGUAGCAGUAGCAGCUCCAGCAUUGAAAGUUUAGAUGCUAACUCUGAAUUAUAUGAUGGUAGCAACGAAGGAAGCUCAUCUGGCGUUAGACGGGAAGGUAGAACUAGAGACAGGAGUUCGGUCACUUUUGAAGAGAGCGGUUCUUUGCCUUUCCUUAGUCUAGCUCAGUUUUUCCUCCUAAAUGAGGAAGAUGAUGACCAACCAAGAGGACUCACCAAAGAACAGAUCGACAACCUGGCAAUGCGAAAUUUUGGUGAGAGCGACGCAUUGAAAACCUGUAGUGUUUGUAUUACCGAAUACACUGAAGGCAACAAGCUUCGGAAACUGCCUUGUUCUCAUGAGUACCACGUCCACUGCAUCGACCGCUGGUUAUCAGAAAAUUCCACUUGUCCCAUUUGUCGGAGAGCAGUCUUAACUUCUGGAAACCGAGAGAGUAUUGUCUAACUGAAUUCUGGACUUGGAGCUAUCUGGCUGUUUAGAGUGAUGGGCAAAACCUGAAAAUAGAUGUCACUUGCUUUAUGGCCACUUUUUGAGUGGUGUUAAGUGUAAUACCCUGGAGUGCAUCUUUGCUUCCAAUAAAAUGUUCACCCCUUUCCCAACUCUUAUGUGAAAUAAAAGCCAGUUACUUUAAACAGCAACGUUUUAGGGCCCGGAAAUCUGACUUUGAGUAUCAAUAAGUAUCUAUUUUAUUGAACAUAAUUUUAUCAUAAGUAUUUUUGGUUUCUCUUACUUAUUUUAAAAGAUAUGUCUUAGUGAUGGUUCCUCUCAGUUUCAUUUUGAUCUUGAAAGAUCUAACCCCGUCCCAUCCAGGAGAGAGCCGUGUGAAAUGGAAGCCCAGGUUGGAAUUAGAUUUCAUGUAAAUUUUUUUUUUUUUAACAUUCAAGCUCUACUAUCUCCAGCCAUUAGUUUAAAUUCAUCUAAAUCAAUAAUAUAAUUUGUUAUAAUUACAGAUUAGAUGGGCAUGUCAGUGUAAAUAACACUAAAGAUAGGGUCUUCUAAUUGUAUAGCUAUCUCCUAAGCCAAUCACUGGCACACACUGUAGAGUGAGCUGUGAUAGUUUAAUUGGGAUAUUUAUCUUGUUGUGGAAAUAAUAAAAAUGCCUAUGCUUGUUUAAAUAAAAAUCACUUGGGGGGUGGGGUUAAAAAUGUAAGGCUUUUUUUGUAGAGGCUCAAUACUCUUUCCAGUACAGUGUUGUAUUCAUUGAAAAUUUUAAAAAGCACUAUGCUUAGAUGUAAAAAGAUGACUUUUCAAAUGAGGGCCAGUAUCUGUAGAAACACACACAAUGAUACAAAGCUGUUUUUGUUACAUAUAUGACUGUCAAGAACAGCUUAUCUAGAAUUAUUCCUUUAUGUGAACAGCUGCAGUAACCUGAAAUGAGCAGGACAAAGUUCAGAACUGAGUCCUAUAAUUGCAUUCAAGACCAAUAAAGAGCAUUUUAGUGAUGAGAUUUGAAGCUUCGGGAAUGCCAGCAGAAAGGAGAUGGGUAGGGUUGGGUAGCAAGGGGGUCAGUCGAAGGAGAGAAAGCUCUGAAGAGCUUAACUUGCACUUGGUUAGGUGUAGUCAUUCCAAUGUGCCAGUUUUACACAAAGAGGUCAACACAGGCUUGAUGCCUUUCUAUUAAUAGUAGGUGAAGGUGCUGUGUUGAAUUUUCAGCAAUUUUGAUGGGAGUUUUUGGUUUUUUUUUUGUUUUUUGAAUAAAAAACAAAAAACAAACCACACAGGACAGAACUGAACUUUUCACGACUCUCUCUCUCUCUCUCUCUCUCUCUCUCUCUCUCUCUCUCUCUCUCUCUCUCAACAAUAUUACAGGCUAAUCUGCCCAAAAAAGUGAUAGUGGAGGUGCAGGACUUAAAACACAUUUUAGCAGAAUUCUAGCUGCUAUAGACAUGUGCUCUGAAUGGAAGAGCACUGAGGUUUUGUCAUUUCAGAGUUUUGCUAUUUAAAGGUUAAAACGUGCUCAGUCUAUCUUAUUUACUGUCCCUUUAAUAUAGAUAUACCAUCUUAGCGUUUCUUCUUUGAAAGUCCAUUUAAAAAGUUAAGCGCCGCUCCCCCUCCCCCAGUUUGUUGAAAGUGUUAGUGAUAUUGGCCUAUAUUUGAUAUUCAGAGUUCACAUGUGCUGUUCAUUCCUGUAGUUGAAGAUGUCGCUACUGAUAUUCCCUUCCUCUACCCACUAGCAGUAGAAUACAAGCACACCUUUAGCUUGUUUCCUUGGUAGCAGGGAAGGGUUUGUGAUAGUGCCCAACCACUUGUAUGGUACCACUUGUGACCAACAGAUGCACCUGAGAGCUCUGCCUUGGGGGAGCUUAUGGAACAGGAUUUGGGGCUACUUUUUAAACAGUGCAAACUGGCCCAAAUUGGGGUUGAACUUGGGUCCUUGGCCUUAUUUGAGCAGCAUUUCUAACCAGAUGGGCUGGGGGGGCCAGGCAUAUUCAAAUGUCCUUCAAAGUAAACGACUGAGUCUGCUUUGGACAUUACCUGGGUACCUUAACCAGCAUUAGCCUGGCAGUUUACUAAGAAUUUGUGCUGCUCUUGCAAUGAAGCCCCCCCAAAUCCAAACAAAGCCUCAUUUCGUAAAAAGAGUGAGCAGAGGUCACUUUUAUGUCGUAUCCGUGAUGAAUUUUAUCUUUUAAAAAAUGAAAUUGGACAUUGAAGAUUGAGAAUUCCAUUCCAUUCUGGAGCACAGCCUUGCUUUCUUUUCAGAGGGUGUGCAAGCCACUCUUUGCAAAUCCACAGGGGUGGUUUUCUGAUUGGCUAGAAAUGAUCUCCUCUCUGUGGAACAUUCCAUUGCAUGGGGAGGAAGUGGGAAAUGUUCAGCCUCGGCUGGCUUUGAAACAAAUGCAGCACGUUUUAGGCAUAAAAGCAGCUUUUAUUGAGGACAGGCCACCUCUAGCCAUCUACCUUCACCUUCUAUGAUGUAUUCUUUUAGCAAGUAUUAAAGAAGUGGGUCCUAGAGAAUGUUAACACUAAUGAACGAGGUUGUGGGAGCUGUUCUCCAUAGGCACUGGAAACAGUUGGAGUUUUUGUUUUGCAGUAGAAUGCACAUGACGCUUCUAACGUGCAUGUUGGAGGCAUCUUUUUCAGAAGCACUCAUUUACUCUUCCAUUGGAUUGUGAAGUGGGGUUUACUACUUAAUUAUAAAUACUUUAUUUUUUAACUUUACAAAAUUUGUAACUUAUGUAUCUUACUGGGAAUAUGGAGAUUGACUUAAGCCCUGAUCAUUAGCAGGGGUUAGAUGUACAGUGGAGAGCAAAAUUUGCUAUCUGUUUUCCCAACUAGCAGCUGAAUGCCUAUUGUUUUGAGGGCCUGUUCUCUUUUUAAGAGACUAUGCUUCAUUGUGCAUCUGUAGCUUUAGUUAAUUGCGUAACAGUUCUCUCUUUAAAAUCUGUAUGCAGUAAUAGCAUCAAGAUAGAGGCAGCAUUAUAUAGUGGAUAGAGAGCCGGCUUUGGGGCCAGAAGCCCUGGGUUCGAGUCCUCACACACACACUCGCUCACACUCAAUCUGUGACCCUGGGCAAGUUCAUUUAACUAACCUCUCAGUGCCCAGGGCAACUUUCUCUGACUAUUACUGAGGAGUUGUGCAGAGGAAGAGAAUAGAGAGGGAGUUUCCAUGCUGGAAGCUCCCCACACCAAUGGAAUCGGGUCUGGGCCAAGCAAUGACAACCACAAAAAACACCCUCAAGAAAUGAGAUUUAACUAUUAAGUUUAGAGGAAUACUGAAAACCAGAAAGAAUUUUCUGGAGUGUUUCCAUUUUAAAUAAUGAAAAAUGUGUUGAAGGCUUUUUGUUUUGACUCUAAGCAAUUGAUCAACAGAGAUUUGUUAGUGUUAGGUUCUACAAGUGCAAGCUUUCUCAGUAACAUUUGAUAAUGAAGCACUUGGAAGAAUUGCUCAGAAAAGAACACCUCCCUCCGUGUAAAUGGGGUUCUGGAAGGUUUGCUUGAUUGGAGGGAGAUAGAUAGGUUGUUUCUGUUACAUUAGUAACAAAGAGAUUAAGGCUUUUAGGAUUUCAUUUGACUCCAUGAUCUUUUUAAGCUGUUUUCUUCUCAGAUGUUGACCUUCAUCUGAAUCUUUAGAAACUGGUUGGGUAUUAGCAUUCCUUCAAGUAAUUUUUCCACUUCUCAUUGUACUUUCCCUGCCCCACCUUCCUCUUCCCCUCCAAAAAAACCCCAUAAAAUCCUUCUGUUGCUUAGUGUCACGAUGUCCGAAAUUAUACUUAUUUGAGAUAUGAUUUCUCUUUACCAAAUGGGGAUGACUUGAAGAAGGCUAUCUUUAGGCUUGGUUGUUUUCCAAAUAUCUGUCUCCCAGGGAGGGGAAAAAACCCAAAGCUGUCCUCGCUAUGGUCAGUUCUUUCUUGAACUGGCUUACAGUGACACCUUGUGGCCAUUUUGACACCUCUCCAACAAGGGAGGAUUUUCGGAGUCUCAAAAAUAGGAUAGGUUUUCUGCCUUAAAAGAAAAAAAGAAAAAGGGUUUUCCCUUCAAUGAUUUCCUUGUCAAAAAUCAUUACUAAUUUUGAAGUUCAAAGAAGCCAAAAUAUGCCUGGCAUGUCUCCUGGCAUGGAGCUAACUGGGGACUAGAUCAUGUCCUUAAACACAAAGCCAAGGCACCUGUUUUUAAGGUAGAAUGCAUUUCAGUAUUUUUUUGGUGAAUAGUGCAGUGCUGUUACCUACCUGGUUAUGGGUAGGUUAAUCAUGUACUUGUGAUUGGAGUGGGGAGGGGGUGACCCUUUGGGACAAAGAGGCAACGUCAUAUGGUGAUUGGAAAGAGAAAAGCCCUUUUUGACUCUCAGAAUCCUAAGCUAAUGGUGGUUUGCUGCCUGCCCUUUCUUUAACUUUCCAGUUUUGAAAUCAAGGGCCUUUGGUUUCACCGAAACUUUUCUAGCGAUUUUCCUGAGUGAGUUGUUUGCACCAUUUUAUUCAGGUGAGAGCAACCGAAAGUUUCUGGAGUUUGGGUUCAGCCCUCUGAUGCACCAGUGCGGCAGUGCCGUUAAGGUGAUGGUGCAACUCGGAAGGCAUUCUGUUCCUGUAACCUUUUUGAUUAUAGUCUCUUGUCAUUUCUGUAGGCACCAAAUCACGUGUAUAAAACCUGUUCCCAAAUACAAUUGCAGUGAGGAUUUGUUUUUUGUUCUGAAGACAACUUUCAGAAAGCACACCCAUAGGUUGCAUUAUUGCCACCUGGGUUGAGAGAGAAAUGUGUGUAUGGGUGUGUGUAUGGGUGUGUAUACACACACCCAUACACACACAUAUAUAUGCACAUACACACAUAUAUACAUACAUAUAUAUAAAUAUAUACAUAUAUAUAUUUGAGAUGCAGAGGUGGUUAACAAUCCUAUUAUGCCACACUGUGCCUUGGUAUUUUCAAGGCUCCUCUAGCAGUCCCUGUCUUGUAUACUUACUGCAGUACCUUGCAAGGUAUGGCUGCAUCAGUUCCCCAGCGUUCAUUCUGAAUAGUUAGUGCUCCUUUACUAACACCCUUAUCCUGCUGUGCUUUGAUGUGGGCACCUGAAGAGCCCUGAGAUUUUAUCUCCUAUUAGCUCCUGUGUUCUGGUGCUGCUUUAGGGAGUAGGGUCAAGUCAUACUAUCAAGUAACUAGUCCAGUAGGUGUGCAAUUGGCUUCUGUAUCUGCCUGUUUUUAUCUUCUCCCGGGACGUGCUGCUAUGGGUAGAUGUUUACUUGGGUCUGUGUCAAAAAACUGGGUGACAAACCUGGGAACUUUCUGAAGCCCAUGAGAACCUGGGGAUUGGGAGGGGAAGAGCAACUAACACUGGCUUUGUGUCUGUGUGCACAAAGUGUAGAAAUGUCUGUUGUGUGAAGACUAACCAGUACUUGUCAUCCCACGGCUUCCUGACCUGCAGGAGAGGCUUUCCCUCCUUUCAUUCCAGAAACAGAAUGGAGCUCAGAAUGAAUUUAUUUGGCUGCCUUGCUUUCUGUGGUUUCUCGUUUUUCCUUCGUUUUGACCUGAACUCGACACUCCUCCAGCAGACCUUUUAGUUGGGAAGUCCUGUGUUUAAAUGAGAUUGUAUUGCAUUUCCUUUUUUGUACGAUGUUUUAAAUCUGUUAAAAAUGUACUUGUUUAUUUCAAAGCAAAAACCCUGAAGGGCCAUAUUAAAACAGUUUAUUCUUGAUAGUUCUCUUUUGGGAGGAGUUUAUUUCCUAUGUAAAUGUCAUACUGCAAAUUUAAAUUAGAGUCUAUCAAUAAAAUGCAUGAAGUGAU